AUGACACUUCCUUCAAUUCGAAAGCUGACGACGGGGCUUUUGGCCCCGUUGCUCAUCACCGCUAGCACUAUCCCUCACAGAGUGUGUAAAGUCAAACCCGGAAAUACCAAUUGGCCCUCCGAGGACGAGUGGAAGCAGCUCAACGAAACACUCUCUGGAAACCUCAUCAAGCCGGAACUUCCUGGAGGCGUGUGCCAUACAGGACAACCAAACUAUGACAAAGACCAAUGUCCAAACGUGAUAAAAGCAUGGUCAACUCAGGAUUUCCAUGUACAAGAUCCCAUUUCUGUCUUGUCAACCCAGUUCACCGACUACUCAUGCCUGCCUGAUCCCAAGGCACCUUGUGGGCGCGAAGGCUACCCACAGUACGUGGUGAAUGCAUCGACAGCUGAGCACGUCAAAGCCGGCAUCGAUUUUGCUCGAGACCACAGCGUUAGACUGGUGAUCAAGUCCACUGGGCACGACUAUCUCGGCCGGUCCAUCGCUCCCGGUGCCCUCUCCGUGUGGACCCAUCAUUUGAACGACAUAACCUAUCACAAGAAAGAGUUUAAGCUAGCAGGACUUGGAAAGGUGAUUGAGGGCGACGCUGUCACUGCCGGCGGCGGGACUGAGAUGCUUGUAAUUUAUGAGGCCUGCGCAGCUCAUGACACCACAGUCGUAGGAGGGAGUGCAAGAAGUGUGGGCGUCACAGGCCACUUCUCAUCCGGUGGCCACUCGAUUCUCUCGCCACGCUACGGCUUGGCUGCGGACAAUGUUCUUGAGAUGGAAGUAGUCACCGCUGCCGGUGAGAUCCUGACUGUGAAUGAGGAUCAAAACCAAGACCUUUUUUGGGCUCUAAGAGGCGGUGGUGGCUCUACAUUUGGAGUUAUCACGGCUGUGACCAUGAGAACCGUCCCGUCUCCUCGUAUUCACGGCAUAUCAUGGGGCGCCCUCACUGCUUCAAACAGCACCAUCGUGCCCAAUCUCAUCACGUACAUCUUCACCCAGCUCCCGUAUCUCAUGGACUCGGGGCUCUCUGGAUACAAUUUCUUCUACCGCGAGAUGGAUAACCCAUCACCGGCGCCUGGUAUUCCAGAUAAGAUCGCUGGAGUUAACGGCGGACUGAUUCUCCAAAACAGCGAUGACCCAGACGCCGUUCACAAGAUUUUCAAACCCAUCAACGAAACUUUGCAGUCGCGGUGGAAGGGCCAAGUUUUGCUUAUCUUGAAUGUUACCACGUACGAGAACUUCAAGGACUGGUACGACGCCUCUUACGAUAAAGGGUUGGCUGGCUAUAGCGUCUACCUCAGAUCAAGGCUGCUGGGCCGCGAAACGCUCCUUGGGGACGAGAAACCGCUACGAGAGGCUCUUAUGACUGCUCUGGACUCGCUUACCAAUCUGCAAGCAUUCAUGGUGGGUGGUCCAGGUGUUCAUGAUGCUAAGCCAAGGGGAGGAGGUAACUCGGUUCUCCCAGUUUGGAGAAACGCUCAAAUUCACGCCCGCAAGUUGACCCUUUACCGAGUAAACUUGGCUCAGUUAACUAACAAUAGAUGCCCAGUGGCUCCUCAAGGAUUUAUUCCUCUCAACGCAACGGCGGAAGAGGAAGCAAAGCAACUGCUCGAAACCAAGUUCCAGCCUCUCUGGGAUCUAGCCCCCGAUUCCGGAUCGUAUGUGAACGAGGCGUAUCCCUAUGAAGAGGACUGGCAGCAGGCUUUCUGGGGCGAUAACUACAAGCGACUUCUUUCGAUCAAGCGAAAAGUCGACCCAACCGAUGUGUUUUGGUGUGUGCCUUGCGUUGGCAGCGAGAACUGGGAGGAGCAAGCUGACGGUCAGCUUUGCAAGGUUUCAUAG
Molecule: messenger RNA, 1830 nt
Organism: Clonostachys rhizophaga
Lineage: Eukaryota; Fungi; Ascomycota; Sordariomycetes; Hypocreales; Bionectriaceae
Source: the annotation of a GenBank genome assembly